CAGAUGGAGCGUGAACCUCUCUUCUCGCCUUACGCUUUCCCCUGCCCGCCUCUCUCUCCCAGGCUCUGACCGCUCACGAACCAGUCAGCCUGGGGAACCAACAGCAGGACCCUGUAGAAAUCCAUGUUUAUACUUCAUGUGAGGAGCGCUGAGCUGUCUCCGUGGAGACAGAGGGAGUCAGUGCUCUGCUGCAACGGCUGUGCUCUGGGCCGCGCUGCCUUUAUGGUGUUUGUUUUGGAUUAGUAGGGCAAAGGGAGCAGUUUCAAAGGUCAACGGGGACUUUAGAGGCUGACGUGAGGGACUGGGAACACGAAGGAACUUUGGAACAUGUCACCAGAGCGCUCCUGGAACUGGGAAAGAGAAGCUUAGACCGGGAGCCAGGACGGCUUUUGGGUUGACCGCUAAGGCUGUCCUGUCUGUAACUACAAAUAUGAACAAGAAAAAGAACAUGGCUGUGUCUUGCCAGCGUAAAGGAACCCUUGGCCUUGUUGGAUUUUGUGUUGUUUGCUUUUGAAAGAAGACGCUUUUGAGUUUGCUGAGUCUUACAAGGAGCAGCAUGUGCGCUUGAAAGUCAUGGGCAAUGUUUGCGGAUGUGUGCGAGGCCAUAAGGAGGAGUGCUACGUCGAUCCCACCAAAGCUCCCCUUAGCCCUGUGCCCAAAGAGCUCCGGGGCAGACGUUACUUCCAGAGGAGAAAGAAGAGGAAGUCGGGAGAAUUCCACCCCGAUGAGUCCCUGAGGAGCAAGGGAGGAGAGAGCUACCAGAGUGAGACGCUCUCUAACACUACAGACCAGAGUGAGGCAGGUACUUUGAACUCAGACCAGGCUGAAGCUUCAAGGCCCAGCCAAAGCGGUAUCAGCCAUGGGGUUUACGUUGGAGAAGUUCCCGUGCUCAGAUCAGGCAGAAGAUCAGGCAUUCGGCUGUUGGACAGAGACAAAUGGAGGCCUACCACUGAGCAGCACCUUCGCCGGGUCACCAAAAGCUCUAGAUGUAUUGCUCCGAAGGACGGGCUCCUGGAGAAGAAACUGCUCCGGAGGCAGCUGCGGAGGGCGGUGAGUUUUGGGGCAGUGGAGCACACACUCCGUACGUUGAGGGGAGAUGGUUCCCGCAGGAGCAGUACAGAUCAUCAGCUGGAUAAUAUGAAGGGACUGUCCAGGAUUAUAUGUGACAGCCAACUGCACAGGAAGAGGAGGAGGGCCAAUACAUGCUCGGGAGGGUCCGUUUCCCACGACUCUCUGGACACUGUCCAGGAAAAGUCUUCCAUCCUUGAACGUUCUGAGAUCUCGGACAUCCACGUUACUGGGGAGUCCGAGGACAUGACGGCCAAGGAGAGGCUUCUGCUGUGGUCCCAGCAGAUGACCGAGGGCUACGUGGGCGUCCGUUGUGACAACUUCACUACCUCCUGGAGGGACGGAAGGCUAUUUAAUGCUCUUAUUCACAAGUAUAGGCCUGACCUGGUGGAUAUGAGCAAAGUUUCAGCACAGAGUACUAGAUCAAACCUAGAGCACGCGUUCUGUGUGGCUGAGCAGCUGGGAGUGGCUCGGCUGCUGGACCCAGAGGAUGUGGAUGUAUCGUCUCCAGAUGAGAAGUCAGUUAUUACUUACGUAUCAACGUUAUACGAUGUCUUCCCUAAAGUACCAGAGGGUGUUGAGGGCAUCAAUGCAAAUGAUGUCGACAUUAAAUGGGUGGAAUACCAGAACAUGGUGAAUUACCUCAGCCAGUGGAUCAAACACAAUGUGUCAGUCAUGUCUGACAGAAACUUUCCCAGCAAUCCUGUGGAACUAAAGGCACUUUAUUCGCAAUACCUGCACUUCAAGGAGAGCGAAAUCCCUUUGAAAGAGAAUGAGAAGACCAAAAUUAAGCAUCUUUACAAAAUGCUAGAGGUGUGGAUCGAGUUUGGUCGCAUCCAGCUGCCGCAAGGCUACCACCCCAACGACGUGGAGAAGGAAUGGGGCAAGCUGAUUGUGGCCAUGCUGGAGAGGGAGAAGAGCCUGAGGCCUGAGGUGGACAGACUUGAAAUGCUGCAGCAAAUAGCAAACAGAGUCCAUCGGGACUGCGUGGCUGGAGAGGACAAGCUGGCCUUAGCACGGGCAUCUCUGCAGUCUGAUGCAAAGAGGUUGGAAUCUGGGAUCCAGUUCCAGAACGAGGCGGAGGUUGCAGGAUACCUGCUGGAAUGUGAGAACCUGCUGAGACAGCAAGUGGUGGACAUCCAGAUUCUACUGGAUGGGAAGUUUUACUUGGCUGAUCAGCUUGUUCAAAGGGUAUCGAAGCUCCGCGAUGACCUGCUGGCCCUCAGGACAGAAUGCUCGUCAGUCUACAGUAAGGGACGCACACUGACCUCAGAGCAGACCAAGAUCAUGAUCUCUGGAAUCACCCAGAGUUUGAACUCAGGCUUCUCUCAGAACCUGAACCCAAGCCUGAGUCCGGCCCUGACCCCGGCUCUCACGCCUGGAGCUCUGGUCACACCAGGCUCCACUCUGUCCUCCAGCCUCACCCCAGUUUUAACCCCGGCCAUGACCCCAGCCCUGACACCUGGCCUGCAGCCCACUUUAGUGGGCGGAGGAAAUGUGGAAACAGGGGUCCUCCAGCACCUGAAACAGAUGCAGAUCCGCAAGCCUAUGCUGAAGUCGUCACUGGUAGACCCCAACCUGUCCGAGGAAGAGGUCAAUAUGAAGUUUGUGCAGGACCUGCUUAACUGGGUGGAGGAAAUGCAGGUACAACUUGAUCGAGGUGAAUGGGGAUCUGAUCUUCCCAGCGUCGAGUCCCAUUUAGAAAAUCACAGAAAUGUUCACAAAGCCAUCGAGGACUUCCAGAUGAGCCUUAAAGAGGCAAAAAUUAGUGAGAUUCAGAUGACACAGCCACUCAAACAGAGCUACUCGGAGAAGCUGGGCAACUUGGAGAACCAAUAUGGACGACUGCUGAACUGUUCCAGAGAGAGACAGAAGCACCUGGACAGCCUACAUGACUUUGUGUCUCACGCCACUGAGGAGUUAAUUUGGCUUAAUGAGAAAGAAGAAGAGGAGGUGGCCUUCGACUGGAGCGAACGGAACAGCAACGUUUCCAGGAAGAAGGACUAUCAUGCUGAACUGAUGAGAGAACUGGAUAAAAAAGAAGGGAUGAUCAAGUCAGUACAGGACCAGGCUGACAGCCUUCUACAGCAGAACCAUCCAGCCAGGCUAACAAUAGAGGCCUAUAAAGCUGCCAUGCAGACCCAGUGGAGCUGGAUCCUGCAACUCUGCUACUGCGUGGAGCAGCACCUGAAAGAGAACACCGUGUAUUUCGAGUUUUUCAAUGACGCCAAAGAGUCCAUGGACUACCUUAAAAGCCUUCAAGAUUCCAUUAGCAGAAAGUACAGCUGUGACCGCACUAGUGGAUUACACAGGCUGGAGGACCUCAUUCAGGAGUCUAUGGAUGAAAAAGAGCAGCUUCUCCAGUACCGCAGCACUGUUGCUGGAUUGGUGGGACGAGCAAAGUCCAUUGUUCAGCUCAAGCCCCGCAACCCAGAGUACCCCAUCCGAACCUCCAUCCCGGUCAAAGCCAUCUGUGACUACCGGCAAAUAGAGAUCACCAUCUACAAAGAGGAUGAGUGUGUGCUGGCCAGUAACUCUCACAGAGCUAAGUGGAAGGUGAUCAGUCCCUCAGGGAACGAGGCCAUGGUGCCUUCUGUCUGCUUCAGUGUACCCGCGCCCAACAAGGAGGCGGUCGACAUGGCCAGCAGGAUUGAGCAGCUGUACCAGAACGUUCUGGCUCUGUGGCACCGCUCCCACAUCAACAUGAAGAGCGUGGUGUCCUGGCACUACCUGAUGAUGGACAUCCGCACCAUCCGCAAAAGCACCGUUGCCUCCAUUAAGACCAUGUUACCAGGCGAGCACCAGCAGGUCCUGAGCAGCCUGCAGUCCCAUUUUGAAGAGUUUCUGGAGGACAGUGAGGAAUCGGAGGUGUUCACCGUGGCAGACUGUGCUCAGCUGGAGAGAGAGGUGCUGGCCUCGAAAGAGUACUAUGAGGAGCUGCUGAAGUCUGCAGAGAGAGAGGAACACGAGGAAUCGGUGUACAACCUCUUCAUAUCCGAGGUUCGUAACUUCCGCAUGCGUGUGGAGGCUCAUGAGGAGCAGCUGAUCCGGCAUAUCCGCACCCCCCUGGACCGAGACGACCUGCAGGCCAGCAUGCAGCGCAUCAAUGAGCAGGAGAGGAAGAAGGCAGAGUUAGAUCGGCUGAAGGAGGACCUGGAGGUGCUGAAGGAGAAGUGUGAGGUGUUCUUGAGACAGGCUGCCAACUCUCCUUCCGUCCCCACACUCUCCUCCGAGCUCAGCGUCCUCACUCAGAGCAUGGCUCAGGUCUACUCCAUGUGCUCCAUCUACCUGGAGAAGUUGAAGGCAGUGAGCUUGGUGGUGAAACACAGCCAGAGUGCCGAAGCUCUGGUCAAACUCUAUGAGGCCAAGCUGUGUGAAGAAGACGCAGUCAACGCUGACAUCAAGUCUAUCGAUGCAGUUAUGAGCACUCUCAAGCAAUGGAGAUCUGAGAUAGACGACAGGCGAGAGGUAUUCCACGACCUGGAGGACGAGCUGCAGAAAGCCAGAGUCAUCAGUGACCGUAUGUUCAAGACGCACAAUGAGAGGGACUUUGACCUUGACUGGCACAAGGAGAAAGCAGAGCAGCUUGGAGAGAGAUGGCGUAAUGUCCACUCUCAGAUUGAAAACAGACUUAGGGACCUGGAAGGUAUCAGCAAGUCUCUGAGGUACUACAAGGACACAUACAGUAGCCUUGACGAGUGGAGCAAAGAGAUGGAGGCCAACCAGCUGAAGACGCAGGAGAACCAGCCUGAAGACAGCAAAGCUUUGGCUGAGUUACUAAACCAACAGAAAGUACUUGUUGCAGAAAUUGAACGUAAGCAGAGUAAGAUUGACGAAUGCCAGAAGUACUCGGAGCAGUAUUCAGCCGGAGUAAAGGACUAUGAACUGCAGCUGAUGACCUACAGGGCUAUGGUGGACUCUCAGCACAAAUCCCCUGUGAAGAGGAGAAGGAUGCAGAGCUCAUCAGAUGCCAUCCAACAGGAGUUUAUGGACCUGCGCACUCGCUACACAGCACUGGUCACUCUCAUGACUCAGUAUGUGAAGUUUGCAAGCGAAACACUGAAGAGGGCUGAAGAAGAUGAGAGGAGGUCAUCAAUGGAAAGGACUGAAUAUAGGAGCUGGAUGGAGAGUAUGGAGCUACAGAAAUCGUCGAAUGAAGAGGAGAUCUCCAGGCUGCGUCGGCAGAAAUCUGUUGAGGAGGAGAAGAAAGAGCAUGCCUGUAAAGUUAACAAGUUAUUGAACUGGAUGUCCGAUAUGAAAACGAGCCAGAACAAAGAUGGAAAGGCUUUAGCUGAUGAUAAAGCCAGCACAGAGAGCAGUAAUAAGCAACAGGUACCAGUGGAAGAAGUUCUGACAAAGAAGGAGCAAAUUGCAGAAGCUAUGAGAAGCACUCAGCAGAUUUUAGCUAAACACAGCGACAAGAUGACUGAAGAAGAAAAGCGUGAAACAAAAGAGCAGCUGAAAUCUCUCCACCAGGCCUACAGUGAGCUCUCUCAGCAGACUGGAGAACAGGCGCCCUCUGCUGAACAGGAGUUCCAAGUCAUUGAAGGCAUUCUAAAUGUGCGAAGUGGAGCAAUCCUGUCUGUGUGUCGCUCAGUGCAGAAUGGUCUUAUUGACCAGAGCACGGGGCUCAGUCUCCUAGAGGCCCAGCUCAUAACCUCUGAACUCAUUUUACCUGAAUUUCGCAUGUGUCUGGACCUGGAAGAUGCAUUCAAGCACAACCUUGUGGAUGGGCCUAUGUAUGAGCAACUGCAGGACUUGAAUGGAGCCAAUAGAUCCAUCCAGGAGGCUUCUUAUGCAUCAGAACCCCUGCCAGUGGUAGCAGCUGUGAAUGAAGGGGCUAUUUCUGAACGUCUAGCCAUAAAGAUCAUUGAGAUUCAGCUAGCUACUGGUGGCUUACGCGUAACGUACACUGGAGAGUGCCUAAGUCUAGAGCGGGCCUUCCAGUUUGGCCUGAUUCCUCACUCUUUCUAUGUUAAAAUUUUGGAAAGGCAGAAUAGUUGGAAGGAUUUGAUCGACCCCAACACAGCUGAGAAAGUCUCUCUCAUUCAGCUCAUGCAGAGGAGCAUUGUGCAUGAGGAGACAGGUCUCCGGCUGCUUCCUGUGAAGUCUGGGAAAGAUGGGACGAUAUCUCUGACAUCUGGGAGGGAGAUCAGCAUCCUGAGGGCUGUGCAUGAGGGUUUAAUAGAUCGAGAGACCAUGAUCAGGCUGCUGAGUGCACAGCUGUUUGCUGGAGGCAUAGUAGACCCUAAAACAAACCGCAAACUCACAGUAGAAGAGGCCUUAUCUGAGGGUCUUAUUGAUCAGGACACUGCCAGUGGAAUUCUGAGCCACCAAAGCAAAAAUGGUGGCAUUGUGAAUCCACAUAAUGGAGCUAGACUCACAGUUGAUGAAGCUGUUCAGUGUGACUUAAUGAGCUCUAGAAGUGCUCUGCUAGUUUUGGAGAGGCAGAAGUGUUUCAUGGGCCUCCUAUGGCCUCACUCUGGAGAAAUCCUCACGGUCUCAACAUCCGUACAGCAUGAAAUCAUCACUGAUAAACUGGCGUCUGAACUUCUAUGUCAUCGUCACAAGAUAGCAGCACUUUACAUACCAGAAAACUCAGAAGUGGUUGAUAUUGACUCUGCCACACGGAAUGGUUUGAUCGACACUUACACAAAAGAGUUGUUGAAAACGUUAGAGAUACCAGACACAUUUCCUGAUGUGGACAAUCUCAAUGACAGGUUUUCAACUUGGCUGGUGAUGCGUGAGGUUCAACUUGAAGGCUCUCAAAGUACCAGUGAUGAAAUGGAAGUUGGUGAAAGGAGCAUAAGUGCCCAUUCUUCCUCAGAGUUCAAACAGUUGUUUAUCUCCUAUCUAAUGAUGAACAGCUACAUGGAUCCGAAAUCAGGUCAGAGACUUUUGAUCUUUGAUGGACAGUUAAAUAAAAUGGCCAAAUUGCUGCUCGAAGUGUCAGACUCUGGAAUGAACGAUCCUUCACAAGUGGUUAUGCAUGACUCACCAGUGGAUGAGAACUUUUCUGAGAAUGCUCUUGAGCUUCAUGCUACAUGCAGCAAAGAUUUGGGAAUCUGGCAUAUUGAGAAGCCCCUCACAAAAAUUUCAGAAGAAACUGACUCUGAGAUCUCUGUAGAUGGUGAUGAUGGAAAUUGUGUAAAACCUCUAGCUACUGGAUUUGACCGGCUCACAAAUUGGAGUGCUCCUAAGGAAACUGCACUUCCAGACGCAUCCUCUAAGUACAGCACAAAUUACUCUCUCAGUACAUCAGCCCAACCCUCUAUAGGCAUGCAGAUUUCAUGUUCAGACUGCAAUGAUUCAUCUUUUAAUGAGGACGUUAUUCAGGAUGUGAAUGAAGUCCACAUUACUCACAGUAGCAAUCUGGAAAUCAUGCAUAUUGAGAAGCCCCUAGCGGGCAUUCCAAAAGUGAGUAGUUUAGAGAUCUCAACAGAAGGUGCUGAUGGAAAUAAGCGCCGUAUGAAAUCCCUAAGUACCGGAUCUGACAGAUCCACCUCAGUUUUAGGAGAAAUAUUUAACAAUUCAUCAGACAGUGGCUCAGAAAAGACCUCAAUUACUGAGACAGAAGUGAAUCAGAGUGAGGAUGCUCCACUUUCAAGUACGUUCUCCAAGUACCAUAUAAAUGACAGUGCUAGAGCAUUAGCUCUGCCUUCUGUAGGAAUGCAGAUUCCACAUACAGAUUUACAUGAUCUAUCUCUUGAUCAGGAUAUCCCUCAAGAUAUGAAUGAGUUUCACAUUACUCACACUAGAAAUUUGGAAAUCGUGCAUAUUGAGAAGCCCCUAGCUAGAAUUCCAGAAGAUAGUGAUUCAGAGAUGUGCAUAGAAGGUGCUGUUGGAAAUGAAGAUUGUAUCAGAUCUUUAACAUCUGGAUCUGACAGGCUAGCAUUACUUUUGGGAGAAAUAUUUGAUAGUUCAUCAGACAGUAGUUUAGAAAAGAUUUCAAUUACUGAGAUAGAUCUGAAUCAGAGUGACUCUGAGGAAGCUACACUUUCAGGUACAUUCUCCAAGUACCACAUAAAUGACACUGCUAGAACAUUAACUCAGCCUUCUGUAGGAAUGCAGAUUCCACAUGCAGAUUUCCAAGGUUCAUCCCUGGAUCAGGACAUCCCUUCGCACUCACUCAACACCCAUGCUGGUGAUUUGGAAAAUAUGUACAUUGGCAAGCCUCAAGUGAGAAUUCAAGAAGAAAAGGAUUCAGAUAUGUCUGUAGACAGUGCCGAUGAAAAUGAAGGUUGUGUAUCAUCUCUAACCACUGGAUUUGAUAGGCUUACCUCAGUUAGAGGAGAAAUAUAUAACAGUUCUUCAGCAAAUGAUUCACAUAUGAUUGCAGUUACUGAGACUAAAGCACAUCACAGUGUCCCUGAGGAGUCUACACUUCCACAUGCAUCCGCUAAGUACCAAACAACCGACAUUGUCCAUCCAUUAGAUCAGUCUUCUGUAGGAAUACAGAUUUCACAUUCAGAUUUGCAUGAUUCAUCUCUGUAUGAGGACAUUCCUCAAGAUAUAAAUGAGUUGCACAUUGUUUACACUAGUAAUUUGGAAAUCAAGGAUAUUGAGAAACCCCUAGCGAGAAUUCCAGAAAGUGGUUCAGAGAUGUGCUUAGAAGGUGCUGUUGGAAAUGACGACUGCAUAAGAUCUUUAACUGCUGGAUCUGAUAGACUAGCAUCAGUAGAUGCUUCUGUAGAAGCCAAGCUUCCCGAUGCAUCUUCUAAGAACCACACAAAUGAUGCUGUCAGUGUAUUAGCCAAGCCUUUGAUUGGAAUGCAAAUUUCCCAAUCAGAUUUGCAUGGUUCAUCUCUGGAUGAAGACAUCCCUCAAGAUGAGUUUCACAUUACUCAUGCUAGUAAACUGGAAAUUGUGAAUAUUGAGCAGCCCCUAGCAAGAAUUCCAGAAGAUAGUGGUUCAGAGAUGUGCAUAGAAGGUGGUGAUGGAAAUGAAGACUGUAUGAGAUCUUUAACUUCUGGAUCUGACAGGUUAACAUCAAUUUCAGAAGAAAUAUUUAACAGUUCUUCAGAGAAAGGCUCACAUAAAUCUUUAGUUGAUGAGAUAAAAAUGUGCCAGAGUGUUUCUAUAGAAACCAUACUUCCAGAUUCAUCCAUUAAGAACCACACAAAUGAUGCUGUCAGUGUAUUCACCCAGCCUUUAAUUGGGAUGCAGAUUUCACAUUCAAAUUUGCAUGAUUCAUUUCUGCAUGAGGUUGCCCCUCAGGAUGUGAAUGAGGUUUGCAUUACUCACACUAAUGAUUUGGCAAACAUGCAUAUUGAGCAGCCUGUGACAAGAAUUCCACCGGAGAGUGGUUUAGAGAUCUCCACAGAGGGUGUGGUUGGAAAUGAAGAUAGUGUGGAAGCUCUAACAGCUAGAUCUGACAAACUACCAUCAGUUUCAGGAGAAAUACUUAACAGUUCUUCAGAAAAUGGCUCACAUACAGAGACUAAAGCAAAUCACAGUGCCCUAGAGGAACCUACACUUUCAGUUGCAUCUACUAAGUACCACGCAAAUGGUUCUGUUAAUACAUUAGCUCAGCCUUCUGCAGGAACACAAAUUUCACAUUUAGAUUUAUCUCUGGAUGAGGACAUCCUUCAGGGUGGGAAUGAGCUUCACAUUACUUAUACUAGUGAUUUGGAAAUCAUGAAUAUUAAGACGCCUCUAGCAAGAAUUCCAGAGGAGAGUGGUUUAGAGAACUCUACAGAGGGGACUGAUGGAAAUGAAGCUAGUAUGGAAUCUCUAACAGCUGGAUCUGAUGAGCUUGCAUCAGUUUCAGGAGAAAUGCUCAACAUUUCAUCAGAAAAUGGUUUACAUGUAGAGAUUAAGGCAAAUCAGAGUACCCCAGAGGAAACUACAUUUUCAGAUGCAUCUACUAAGUACCACACAAAUGAUAUACAGAUUUCAUAUUUCGAUUUGCGCAAUUCAUCUCUGGAUGAGGACAUCCCUCAAGAUGGGAAUGAGCUUCAUGUUACUCAAACUAGUGAUUUGGAAAUCAUGAAUAUUGGGAAGCCCCUAUUAAGAAUUCCAGAAGAUAGUGGUUUAGAGAUCAGUAGAGAUGGUGCUGAUGGAAGCAAAUUUUGCUUAAAACCUCUAACUACUGGACUGGAUAGUCCCAUGUCAGUUUCAGGAGAAAUGUUUAGCAACUCAUCAGAGAAUUGUUCACAUAAAGCAAUUACUGAGGUGAAAAUGAAACAGGGUGGGUCUGAGGAAACUCCACUUUCAGACGUAUUCCAUAACUACCAAAGAAAUGAUGAGGUCAGUGUGGUAGCUCAGCCUUCUGUGGGAAGUCAGAUUUCACAUUCAGUUUUGUAUGAUUCAUCUCUGGAUGAGGACAUCCAUCAAAAUUUGAAAGAGUUGCAUAUUUCUCACAAUAGUGAUGUGGAAAUCAUGCAUAUUGGUAAACCCCUAGUGAGAAUUCCAGAAGAGAGCAGUUUAGAGAUCUCAAUAGAGGGGGCUGAUGCAAAUGAAGAUUCCCUGAAAUCAUUAAUUUCUGGAUCAAUUACAGGAGAAAUAUUUAACAAUUCCUUAGAUGAUGGUUCACAUACGGCUUCAGUUACUGAGGUUAAAGCAAUUUGCAGUGCCUCUGAGGAAACUACACUUUUAGAUGCAUCCUCCAAGCAGCAUACAAACACCACUGCCAAAAGCAUAACUCAGACUUCUAAAGGAAUGCAGAUUUCACAUUCAGAUUUACAUGAUUCAUCUCUGGACAAGGAUGUUCCUCAGGAUGUUCACAUUACGCACACUAGUGAUUUAGAAAUAAUCCAUAUUGACAGGCCCCUAGUGACAAUCCCAGAAGACAGUGGUUUAGAGAUGACUAUAGAGGUUGCUACUGGAAAUGAAGUUUGCAUUAAACCUUUAAUUAUUGGGCCAGACAAUGUAGUGUCAGUUCCAGGAGAAACAUUUAAUAAUUCAGCCAAGAAUUGUUCAUAUAAAGCUUCAGUUACUGACAUAAAAUUGAAUCAGAGUGGCCCUGAGGAAACUACACAAUCAGACACAUUCCCUAACUACCAGACAAAUGACGCUAUCAGCACAUUAGCUCAACCUUCAAUAGGAAUCCAGAUUUCACACCCAGAUUUGCAUCAUUCAUCUCUCGAUGAGAACAUCCCUCAAGAUUCAAGUGAGGUUUACAUUACUCACUUUAGUGAUUUGCAAAACAUGGAUGCUGGUAAGACCCUCGAAAGGAUUCCAGAAGAGAGUGAUUUAGAGACCUCUAUAGAGGAUAUGGAUGAAAAUGAAGAUUGUAUGCAAUCCACUGGAUCUGACAAACUCAUCUCAAGUUCAGGAGAAAAAAAUAACACUUCCUUGGACAACAGUUCAUGUAAGAGUACCUCUGUGGAAGCUGCAAGUCUAGAUGCAUUCUCUAAAUCCCUAAUAAAUGAUGCUGACCAUACAUUAGUUCAACCUUCUGUUGAAAUUUGUUCUGAAUCUGCCUCUGAAACAACCUUGCUUUCAAAAGUAGAUGUCAAUCAAGAACAGCUUAAUCAUGCAGAAAACACAGGCCAAGCAGAAGAGCCUGCAGACUGUUCCAUACUGUCCACCGAAGUAGAUAAAAGUGCUGAGAUGACCUCUGAACACCCACAAUGUGAAGUCACGUGGAAUGACAAGCUUGAGAGAGCCCAUGCGGUUCAUCUUCUCAGGGGCCAAGUAGAGGAAGGAGGCAUUUUAGAUGUCACAUCUGGAAAGAAAUAUGACCUUAAUGCUGCUGUUGAUAAGGGCCUGAUCGAUGAACAGACUGUGUUAGAGGUACUAGCGCUACAACUUCAAAAAGAUGAUGUUGUAGAAAAUCCUGCUAUUGCAAUAUCAGUGCUGAAACAAGCUGUGCUACAAGGUUCAAUAUCACCUCAGGUAGCCUUGCAAAUCAUGGAGCAGCAGAACCUGCUAGGUGGCUUCUAUGACCCCACUUCUGGGAAAACUAUCAGUGUUACUGAGGCCUGGGAGAUGGGGCUGAUUACUGAUUACCUUUGCAACGUUGUUCUUCAUUCAGAGCCAGUUCGGAAAGCCAUCAUUGAUCCAGAGGGGAACCGCAUCCGCAAUGUCUCUGAUGCACACCACCUGGGCAUGUUGGAUGACGAGAAGGCUGAGAAUAUGCAACAAGAGCGAGACCAAAAGCUUGACCUCCAUGGUGAGCAAUUCAGUGAAGAAAGGCCAAGUGCUGAAAAUGACGUGAAAAAAUUGGAGGAGCCCACUUGUGUACCCAUAGAUAGAACACAAAUGGUCAGCAAUCUGAGCUCAUCAUUAAAGACAGUAAGCAAUACCCCUUUUAAGACCUUUGCACCUGCUGGUAUUGAUCCAGGGAAAGAGACUGUGAUUGAUCACAUUGUUCACACCCAAGAUUCACAGGAUUGCCAAAAUUUGGAUCUUGAAGCUGAUAGAAAUUCCAUGCUGUUUGGCAAUGUAACACAAAAAGAGGCAGAAAAGGGUGGAGUUUCUUACAUUGCAUUGCACAAAGUUCCUUUAGACAGAGACAGUGAGGCAGCAGUAAACCUGAUGGUAAGCCCUGUUCAGAGCAACUCUGGGAUGUCCUGUUCAUCGGAAAGUGAUAUUUGCUCAGGUGAAAGGUUCAGUUUACUGAACUUGAGUCAAUUCAGUGAGUCACAGCAGAUGGCAAGGACGUCCACCAGCGAUAUAUAUUCUACCCAAUUAAAAACUUUACUCUCAGGGAAUGAAGAUGUCAAUACAAUAAAGGAUCAUCAGCCAUAUUUAUCCUCAUGUGCCACAUCAUCUCAGUUAGCAGAGCAGAGAGCCUCAGGGAAAAAAAGUCAAGAUGAGCAACAUCUGGACCUCAAUGUACUGCCUCAUUCACAGAAUGGUCAAACAAAUCCCAGUCAGUGUCCCAUUACAGAGAAUAGCAUGAGUGCAAAAGAACCUGAGCACGAAAGCAAGUCAGAUGAAGCUAAGAGCUCUGAAGUGUUGAAACAGUUCCAAUCCAGUCACGUUGAAAUUGUGGACCAUAAGGAACACCGUAAGGAUUCCACCACCAAUGUUGAAACAUCUAAACUUAUGGACAUUUCACAAGUUUUCUCCAGAGACAUUACACCAGUGAUGCCACCCUUGACCUUGUUGCCAGAUGUAACUCUCAGCAACACUGAAAUUGGAGAUACCAGUAACUUACAGCAAUUUGUCGAGCACCCCACCCAGUCUUACUUCCAGGCCCCAGAUGAGGCAGAGCCAGCUGCCAUUGAGUCCAAGAUGCCUAAAUUAGACUCCUCCAGUGCCAUUACCAACAGAUACGAAACAACAGUUUCCCAAAAUGUGUCAGAUAAAAUUGUAGAGUCAGCAUCAGACCCAGCUUAUGAUAUGGGAGUACAACGAUCAAAAUCUGCAGAAUUGCAGCCUGAUUCCGUGUUACCAAAUUCAUCUGACAAAACUCGGCUUUAUUUUAAUACAUCCCAAAACACAGAUGGUGUUGAACCAUGCAGUGGAGAUGCCAAGCCUUCAAAGGCACAGGAUUUGAGAAAAGUUCCCCCUAAAAGUGACGACCGCUCAUAUUUCAGUGAAGCAGCUAGUGAGAAUGAGAUCCAGAGAACCCAAACUGAAGCCCUUGACAGCAUUGUUCAUCUCAUUCAGCAUGCCACGCAAGGUGGAUCCAGUGAGUCUGUCCUUCAAGGCCUUGUUGAAAGCAAUGAUCCAGAUUUGCUCCAAGAUUUGAAGAAGCAUGAGGGAAUGAAUACAGAAAGUGGGUGUGGUGAUGGUCAUGAACAAAGGCUUCCAGUUUUAAAGCAGUCUCAACUUUUGGAGGUGAUUCAGGGAAUUUCUGAGUGCAAAGACCCAGCAGUGCUGAAAGCACUCCUUGGGAACCUCAGUGGUCUCCUGGCAAGCACAUCUAAGUCAGGUGAUGGCACAUGUUCAGAAAGCACUGAGAUGGAGGCCACAGCUAUGAGGGAACUCUGUAAAGAUGAUGUCUUUGAAUCAGUUUUGUCUCAGCAGCCCUUUGAGACAUCAUCACCAAUCCCUGAGAACAUGGAGGAGGACCCAGUCACACCCAGAAGAUAUUCCACUCAGAAUUAUUUGGAGUGCAUUGGAAAACUCCAGGACCACCAUGAUGCUCUUGAGGAUAUUAGAAAUGAUUUGUUGACCCAGAGCCCUUUGACUACUGACCUUGAGGGUUUACACGGUCAGCUACAAGAAGCUCAGUCUUUGGAGACACAGCUUGCUGCUUUUCCAGGCAUUUUAACCCCAGAUAUGGGGAUAGCUGAACUGCUUCUAAAUUCUGCUGAUGAGCUCACCCCCACGCAGAUCCACCAGGAUUUGGCUGCAGUCUUUGUAGAUUUGCAAAAUACUUUCUCAGAUGUUUGCCAGUUAUCAGCUGAGAGAAGUAAUGCAAUUCUUCAGGCCAUUGAUGCAGCAAAGACGAAGUUGGAGUCCACAUAUCAGGAUUUUCUCAGCCGCCUUGAUAAACUGUCAGCUUGUAUUGAAGAUAAUUAUGAGAUGGUAUGUAAGCUUGACAUCAUGAACACUGAUGACCUGGAGACAGUUAAAUACAGGAUUCAGCAAAAUAAGGACCUGGAAAAAAACCUAUCUGGAACUCGACAGCAUUUGGAGGACACAGCUUUUGACGUCCAGUACUUUAUCUCUGAGCAUGCUCAGUUCCUGAGUCCGGCUCAGAACAGACAGCUACUGAAAUCUCUGAGUGCCACACAGAGGGCCUUUAAAGAGCUGAUGGACCGAGUGUUCACUCAGAGACACACACUGGACCUCCACUUGGAGAUCCGCGAAGAUGAGAGUCUGCAGCAGACUGCAGGGGAAAAGCAGAAGGAGUUUGUAGCCAAGCUUCAGGAGAUGUGUGAUGACCUAACACAGACUGAGAAUCGCCUCAUUGGCCACCAGCAACAAGCUGUACUUGCAAAGAGUGUGGGAGACCUCCAGCAGUACCAACAGGAGCACCAGGCUUUGCAGAAAGACAUCCAGGCUAAUGCAAGUGCCUUGAAUGAAGUCAUCAGCAGCACUAAGAAGUUCCUGGAGGAGAAUCGGAGCAAACUCACACCAGAGCAGAUCACCGCUAUUGAGGUCCAGUUGGAAGAGGCUAAGAGCAAAGCCAAUAUGCUUAACCAGAGAGCAGAGGAGUCCAGGAAAGAUCUGGAGAAAGUUAUGACUACGGCUAUCAAACAGGAGACAGAGAAGGUUGCAGCCGUGGAGCAGCUUGAAGAGAGCAAAAACAAGAUUGAGGGUCUUUUAGACUGGAUAUCCAACAUUGGGAAAGAGAAAGAGAUGGAAGGAAUGCAAAAGGACCAAGUGUCCAAACAGAAUGGAAACAUGGCAGUAGACACCCAAGGAAAAAGGCUGAUUGGACACAACGAUGAUCCUAACGGAAAUGAACUGGACAGUACAGAUAAUAGCCCAGAGUGGUCAGGGGAAAGUGAAGACAGCAGAGAGUUGGAUCUAAACCAGCAGUAUGAGAAGGUUAAGUCUCACCACCAGGAGAUCCUUUCCCAGCAGCAGGACUUGAUUAUUGCCACCCAGUCAGCACAGGCUCUGCUGGACAAGCAGGCAGGAGUUCUGUCUCCUGCUGAGAAAGAGAAGCUCCAGAGGGACAUCCAGGAGCUUAGAAGCCGCUACGAGGCCUCACUGACCCGGGCUGAGCAGCAGAUAAAGCAGUUGCAGAGCAUACAGGAGGAGCUGCGGAAGUUCCAGGGUGACAGUGCAGAGUUUGAGAGCUGGCUGCAGCAUGCUCAGGAGCAGGUGGAGGAGCUGGGAGCUCCUGCUGGCCAGUUGGAGGUUCUGCAAGAGAAACUUCAAAAGCAAAAGAGCUUCUAUGAGGACGUGAUCUCCCACAAGGGAGACCUGCGUUUUAUUACCAUCUCAGGCCAGAAGGUGCUAGAUGUGGCCAAGACCUGCAGCCAGGGUGAGUCUGGAGAUAAAGAGGCAUUGCCGGAGGUGGACACCUCAGGAACGUGUGCUACAGUGAAGGAGAAGCUGGACUCUGCUACUGCUCGCUACAAAGCCCUGCACACCCAGUGCAACCAGCUUGGAACCAACCUCAAAGACGUGGUUGACAAGUACAAGAAGUAUGAAGAUGCUACUGGUGGUCUGUUGACGUGGCUGAAUAAUUCAGAGGAGGAGGCGAGAAGACAGCUGUCUGAACCUAUUGCUGCAGAUCCACAGACACUACAGAGACAGCUGGAAGAUACCAAGGCUCUUCAAGGGCAAACCACUGGCCACCAGACUGCAGUGGAGAUGCUUCGCAAAAUAGCAGAUGCUCUCAUUGCUGUGGAGGGAGACCUACUGACCAAUCAGGAUGAGAUUCAGGAAGCAGUGGAUGACAUUGUGGAAAGGUAUGAUAACUUGUCCAAAUCAGUGAGUGACCGUAACGAGAAGCUGCAGGUGACGCUGACGCGCUCGCUGAGCGUGCAGGAUGGGCUGGAUGAGAUGAUGAACUGGAUGGAGAAGGUGGAGGAGAGCCUUGAGAAGGAAGCACACGUGCCCCUGGACUCAGACACCAUCGCAGAUGCACUCAGCAAGGAGGCGGCGCUGGAGCAGGACAUCUCCAGCAGGCAGAGCAGCAUCUCCACCAUGAAGGCAAAGGUGAAGAAGUUUGCAGAGACGGCAGAGCCAGCGGCAGCCGCUCUGCUCCAGACCAAGAUGGAGGGCCUCUCUCAGCGCUUUACGGACGCCUGCGAGAAGCACAAGAAGAAGGUGUCGCAGAUGGAGGAGCUGAAGGAGAAGGUGGAGCAGUUUGAGAAGACGUCCGAGAAGGUGCAGCAGUUUGUGUUGAAACGCUCACAGGCUCUCUGCGAGACGGAUGGACCUGGAAAGAACGUAAACGAGCUCUCUCAGCUGGUGCAGGACACAAAUGAAGAGUUGGCUGAACAUGUAAAGGACAUGGAGACCCUGCAGAUGCUGUCUAAAGAGCUCUCCAGCUCAGGCCUGGAAGGAAGUAAAGCUCUGAUUCAGGGUAAAAUGGCAAACCUGUCGAACACGUUCAACGCCUUCAGAGACACCAUUAAAGAGAAAGAGGAGGAGGUUUUGUCUUGCCAGGACCAGCUGGGUGACUUCAAAGCAGCUGCAGGGGUGCUAAUGAAGUGGCUGGAGGAGACAAAGGAGCAAGUGCCUGCGGUUCAGCCCAACUGCAGUGAGCAGAGCCUGGGAAAGGACCUGCACAAAGUCAACGGCUUGCUGGAAGAAUGGACCGCUAAAGCUCCCGCUGUCCAGGAUAUAAAUAGUAAAGGAUCUGCACUGUGUAGCCUAAUCAGUGUUUUGACAUCCCCAGCCAAAGCCAAAAUGCAUCACAAAUCAGUGACUAAUGGCUCGGGUCCAGGAGGCCACGCCUAUCUGACUAGCAAAGAGCUGAUGCUGGUGCAGCAGAACAUGUCAUGCGUCAGCGAGGGUUACAGGAACCUUGGCGAUCUGCUGAAGGGCCGGUCCUCAGAGUUAAACGCCCUACUGCAGAAGGUGCGAGGAGCCCAUGAUGAGGCUGAGUCCAUGCUGCAGUGGCUGGAGGACAUGAAGAAGACAGCAGCGUCCUGGAGCUCUGAGCCUACAGUGAAAGACUCAGUGAAAACACAAAUGGAACAGCAGAAGGCCUAUGAGGAAAACAUGAAACGAAAACAGCAGCAGUACCAGGAGCUGAGGGAGAAAGUGCUCCACCUGAUAGAGGAAAACCCUGAUUCACCUGAGGCAGCAAAGUGGAAGCACAUGCUGGAUCAGAUAGAUGCAGGGUGGAAAGAGGUUGUGGGCUCUGUGGAGAACAGGAAGCAGCACCUGGAGGAAUCUUCGCGCGUGCUAGAGCUGUUCCAGACGACCCAGACGCAGCUCUCCCAGUGGUUGCAGGAGAAAGAGCUGAUGAUGAGUGUCCUGGGGCCCCUGUCUAUGGACCCCAAUAUGCUCAACACUCAGAAACAGCAAGUGCAGAUUCUUCUGAAAGAGUUUGAAGGCCGCAAACCUCAGUACGAGCAGCUGAAUGAGGCAGCUGUGGCCAUCACUAGCACAUCUGGAAAGCAAGACCCUGCAGUAGAGAAGGUGAAGGAAAAGGUAGUUGCUAUCACCCAGAAAUGGCAGGGCCUGACAGGCCAGCUGUCUCAGCGCGAUGCCCUCAUCGAGCAGGCGGUGGGUAAAACCACACAGUACCAGGAGCUUCUGCGGAGGCUGGGUGAGAGUGCAGCUGUCCUGGAGUCUCAGCUCAGUGGCCAGCAGGCCCUCAGCACGCAGCCUGAUGCGGUCAAGAAGCAGCUGGAGGACACAAAUGCUAUCCUCUCUCAGCUGUGUGAGGAGAAGAAGAGGCUGAAGGAGGCAGAACGUCUCUGCUCUGAGCUUUCAAAUCUGGUGACUGAAGAGUACCUCAAAGCCAACCUCACCAAGCAGCUGGAAAGUGUGUCCAAACCUUUCAAGCUCCUUGAGGACAAAGCAGGAAAGCGGAUUCGGCAGCUCAACUCUGCUUUCGCCAGCUCCCAGCAAUUCCAUCAGAUGUCCAAAAAUUUCAAGGACUGGCUAGACCAAAAGCUCCAGGAGCAAGCUGAGCCUCAGUCCAUCUCUGCCAAGGUAGAGACUUUGAGCGAGAACUUGAAAGAGCACAGUGCAGUGCAGAGGGCCCUUAGUGAACAUGAGGAGUCAUAUAGCACCAUCAUGAAGGAAGGGGAGGCUCUUCUGCAGAGCACAGAGGGAGCAGAAAAGGUGGCUCUCCAAGGGCAGCUCUCAGUUCUCAAGUCUAACUGGGAGGAAGUGAAGAGGAGUGCUGCGGAGCGCGAAGAAAAGCUCAACACUGUGAUGGAGAGGGCCCAGAAAUACAAGGAGCAUGCGGAGAACUUGAGCUCUUGGCUUAAGGAGUGUGACGAGAGGCAGAACAAGGUGAAGUUCAGUGUCAAUCCUGUGGAAGUUGACAACUCCCUCUCGCAGGUGAAAGCCAUCCAGAAAGACGUGGACAAGCACAGAGGUCAGAUGGAGCUGCUGAGCACAGCUUCUGAUAGCCUUCUGGAGGUGGCCACGGAAGACGUAGAUGCUGUAAAAGAAGAGAAGGCAGUCAUCGGGAAGAACCUGGAUAAGUUGGCAGAAGAUUUGCAACUCAAGAAGGAGUCACUGGAUAAGCUGUCACAGAGGCUGAGGGAGUUUAGUGACACACACAAAGAGCUCAAAAGUCAGCUUGAGGGUUCCAAGAAACAACUAGAAAGUCAUUCUAGCCUCGGUGUCCAGGCUUACAGUAACAAGAACCUGACUAAUAUGAAAGCUCAGCAGACAAGCCUAGAAGCUGUCCAGACUCAAGUGGACCACCUUAAAAGUGUAGCUCAGAGCUUGGUAGUAGAUGUACCAGACACUGAGGGGGUAACGGACCUCCUUCUCCAGGCAGACAGCUUGGAGAAAGAGCACAGCUCUAUCAGCAAAGCCGUCGAAGAUGCCUGUUCAACGCUGGAGGACAAACUGCAGGGCAUUGGCCAAUUCCAGAACACCAUUCGGGAAAUGUUCACCAGCUUUGCAGACUUUGAUGAUGAGCUGGACAGCAUGGCCCCAGUGGGCAGAGACCUGGAAACCCUCAGACAUCAACAAGGUGCCAUUCAAAGCUUUAUAUCUAAACUCCAGGAUCUGAUGACCAACACAGCGAGUGCCCGAGACAAGUGCAAGAAGAUGCUAGAGUCAGAGGCCUCACCAGAUCUGCUGGGCCUGAAGAGAGACUUGGAGGCCUUGAGCAAGCAGAGUGGCAAGCUGAUGGACAGGGCCAAUGGCAGGAAAGAGCAGGUUGAAGACACUUUGAAACAUCUGGAAGAGUUCUACAGCAAAUUGCAGACUUUCACCCAGAAGAUGACUGGAGCGGAGGAGCAAGAAGAAUCCCAAGGGCCUGUUGGCAUGGAGACAGAUGUCAUCAACCAACAGCUGGAGACUUUCAAGGUUUUCCAGAAAGAGGCUAUUGAGUCGCUUCAAACACAGUUGCAAGACCUGAACUGGUUGGGCCAGGGACUUAUUCAGAACGCCCCUAAAGGCACCAGCACAAAGAGCCUUGAACAUGACCUGGAGGAGGUCAACACCAGGUGGAACACCCUCAACAAAAAGGUGGCAGAACGGUCGGCACAGCUCCAUGAAGCUCUGCUGCAUUGUGGCAGGUUCCAGGAUGCUCUCGAGUCUCUGCUGAGCUGGCUUACAGAUACGGAAGAGCUGGUGGCCAGUCAGAAACCACCAUCAGCAGAGUUCAAAGUCGUCAAAGCGCAGAUACAAGAACAGAGACUCUUACAGAGGCUGCUGGAUGACCGCAGACCCACAGUCGAGCUUAUUAAAAAGGAGGGGGGGAAGGUGACGGAGCUGGCCGACACUGCGGAUAAAGAGAAGAUUGGAAGGGAGAUUGAAUGCCUGGGGCAGAGGUGGGACACUCUACUGAAGAAAGCAGAGAACAGACGCAAGCAGCUUGAGAGCAUUUUGGUGGUUGCCCAGCAGUUCCACGAGACCCUAGAGCCAUUGGUUGAGUGGCUCACUGCUACAGAAAAAUGCCUGGCCAGCUCUGAGCCUAUUGGCACCCAGACCUCCAAGCUAGAAGAGCAGAUCAGGCAGCAUAAGGCCUUAGAGGAGGAGAUUAUAGGCCGCAGUAAAAGCUUGUACCAGGCCAUGAGUCUGGGACAGGUGCUCCGGACGGUCAGCUGCAUGGACGAUAAGGAGCUGGUCCAGGCGAAGCUGGACAGCACUCAGAGCAACUACAUCGAGCUCCAGGAGCGCUGCCGCAGGAAAGCAGAGCUGCUGCAGCAGGCGCUGGCCAAUGCCCAGCUCUUCGGGGAGGAUGAGGUGGCUCUCAUGAACUGGCUUGAUGAAGUCCACUGCAGGCUCAGUGACGUCUCCGUACAGGACUACGCGCCGGACGUGCUGGACAAACAACAUGCUGAGCAACUGGCGCUUCAUGAGGACAUCGAGUUAAGGAGGCAGAAUGUUGACCAGGCCAUGCAGAAUGGACUAGAGCUGCUGAAACAGACCACAGGUGAUGAAGUUGUGGUCAUUCAGGGCAAACUGGAUGGAAUAAAGACAAGAUACGCUGAGAUUAGCACAAUGAGCAACAGUGUGUUAACGACGCUGAACAAGGCCCUGUCUCUGGCCACCAAGAUGCAGCACACGCACGAGGAACUGAGCUGCUGGCUGGAGAAAGUGGAAUCUGAACUGGCCACGUUCAGAGCUCAGGAGUCGGUGGGAGAGCAGCUCACUCACGUACAAGAGAGGCAGAAGGCCCUAAUGAAGGAGGUUCAGGAGCAUAAGCCAGUGGUGGACACACUGAAUGAAGUGAGCAGUGCUCUGCUGGAGCUGGUGCCAUGGCGUGCCCGAGAGGGUCUGGACAAACUGGUCACGGAGGACAACGAGCGCUACAGGUCUGCUAGUGAUGCCAUUGCUCAGCAUGUAGAUCAGACAGGAGCAGCCAUCUUAAAAUCACAGCAGUUUGAGCAGGCAGCAGACACCGAGUUAGCCUGGCUGACUGAGGCAGAGAGGAAGCUUUCAUCUCUAGGGGACAUCAAGCUGGAGCCGGAGCAGACCACGGCUCAGCUGCAGGCUCAAAAGGGCUUCUCCAUGGAUAUUAUGAGGCACAAAGAUGCUGUGGAUGAUAUCGUGAAGACAGGCGAGGCGAUCUUAAGCAGCAAAGAUGAGGCAGAGAAGCAAGCUCUGAAGGCUAAGGUCCAGUCUCUCCUGGAGAAAUACAACGCAGUGAGCCAGCUGAACUCGGAGCGCUGCCUGCAGCUGGAGAGGGCCCACUCUCUGGCCUGCCAGUUCUGGGAGACAUACGAGGAGCUGUGGCCAUGGCUGCAGGAGACCCAGGCUAGCUUCACCCAGCUUCCACAACCUGCCAUUGAAUAUGAGACUCUCAGACAGCAACAAGAGGAACUGCGGCAACUGAGGGAGCUGAUUGCAGAGCACAAGCCACACAUAGACAAGAUGAACAAAACCGGCCCUCAGCUGGUGGAGUUGAGUCCGGUGGAGGGAGAGCCCAUCAGGGAGACGUACCAGGCCACAGACAAGCUGUAUACUCAGCUAAAAGCAGAUGUCAAGCACCGAGCUGCUGCCCUAGAUGAGGCCAUCUCCAAAUCUACCCAGUUCCAUGAUAAGAUUGACCCUAUGCUGGAGUCUCUGGAGCGGAUAGCGGAGCGUCUGCGUCAGCCCCCAUCCAUCUCUGUGGAAGUGGAGAAGAUCCGUGAGCAGAUUGCUGAGAACAAAGCUGUGAACAUGGACCUGGAGAAGCUGCAACCCUCUUAUGAAACCCUGAAGCAGCGAGGAGAAGAAAUGAUCACUCGAUCAGAGGGAGCAGACAAAGACCUGUCUGCUAAAGCUGUUCAAGACAAGCUGGACCAGAUGGUAUUUGUGUGGAACGACAUUCAGGCUCUUCUGGAGGAGAGGGAGGCCAAACUCCUGGACGUGAUGGACCUAGCUGAGAAGUUCUGGUGUGACCACUGCGCUCUUAUUGUCACCAUUAAGGACACACAGGACCUGCUAAAAGAGCUUGAGGAGCCUGGAGUGGACCCUUCUGUUGUCAAACAGCAACAAGAGUCCGUAGAGGGCUACAGAGAGGAGAUUGAUGGACUUCAGGAGGAGCUGAACGUGGUCCAGAAUCUGGGAGCAGAGCUUAUGACCGCCUGUGGAGAACCAGACAAACCAGUGAUCAAGAAGAGCCUUGAUGAGGUGAACAUGGCAUGGGAGACCCUAAAUAAGACGUGGAAGGAGCGAGUGGAGCAACUGGAGGAGGCCAUGCAGGCUGCUGUACAGUUCCAGGAUGGUCUUCAGGGCAUGUUUGACUGGGUGGAUAUUUUGGAGAGCAAACUGGAUUCAAUGUCACCCGUCGGCACAGACCUGGAGACUGUGAAGCAGCAGAUCGAGGAGCUGAAGGAGUUCAAAGGCGAAGCGUACCAGCUUCAGAUUGAGAUGGAGAGGCUGAACCACCAAGCAGGACUGCUACUGAAGAAAGUACUGGAGGAAGCAGACCGCAUUACCAUCCAGGAGCCCAUCAACGAGCUCAAAAUGCUCUGGGACAACCUGGACGAAAAAGUCAUCAACAGACAGCACAAGCUGGAAGGUGCUUUGCUGGCUUUAGGGCAGUUCCAGCAUGCUCUAGACGAGCUUCUGGCCUGGCUCACUCACACCGAAGACCUGCUUAGUGAACAGAAGAAAACCAGCGGGGACCCCAAAGCCAUCGAGAUAGAACUCGCCAAGCACCAUGUGCUGCAGAACGAUGUCUUGGCGCAUAAGAGCACCGUGGAGGCAGUGAACAAGGCGGGCAGCGAUCUAAUGGAGUCUAGUGAAGGAGAGGAGGCCUGUGGCCUGCAGACCAAGCUGGAGAACCUCAACCAGCGCUGGAGGGGCAUCCUGGAGAAGACUGAGCAGAGGAGGCAGCUUCUGGACAGCGCUUUGCUUCAGGCCCAAGGUUUCCAUGGUGAGAUUGAAGAUAUGCAGCAAUGGCUGAAAGACACAGAACGUCAGCUGUUAGCAUCAAAGGCGGUUGGAGGCUUACCAGACACGGCCCGCGAGCAGCUUAACGCCCAUCUGGAGCUGUGCAGUGCAAUGGAGGCGAAGGAGGAACUGUAUCAGCAGCUUCUUCAGAGAGGUCAGCAGCUGAUAGCCCUGACACCAGAGGGCCAGGACAGCACCACCGAGCAGGACCUCCACAACCUGCAGGAGAAGUGGGAGUGUGUGCAGGCCAAGGUGGCCGAGAGGAAGGGGAAACUUGAGGAGGCGUUAGCAAUGGCCACAGAUUUCCACAACUCCCUGCAGGACUUCAUAAACUGGCUGACCCAAGCUGAGCAAACCCUGACCAUGGUGUCUCCAGCUUCCCUCAUCCUGGAGACUAUUCUGUUCCAGAUAGAUGAGCAUAAGGUGUUUGUGACAGAGGUGAACUCACACCGGGAUCAGAUCAUCGAGCUCGAUAAGACGGGCACCCAUCUGAAGUACUUCAGCCAGAAGCAGGACGUGGUGCUGAUUAAGAACCUGCUGCUGAGUGUGCAGAGCCGCUGGGAGAAGGUGGUACAGCGCUCGGUGGAGCGAGGACGCCUGCUGGACGACGCCAGGAAGCGUGCCAAACAGUUCCAUGAGAGCUGGACUAAGCUGAUGGAGUGGCUGGAGGAGUCAGAAAGGGCUCUAGACUCAGAGCUGGAGAUUGCCAACGAUCCUGACAAGAUCAAAAUGCAGCUGGCUCAGCAUAAGGAGUUCCAGAAGGCUCUGGGUGGAAAGCACUCUGUGUACGAUACCACCAGCCGCACCGGCCGAGCACUGAAGGACAAAACCUCCUUGCAGGAUGACAACCAGAAACUGGAUGACAUGCUUUGUGAACUCAGGGAUAAAUGGGACACAGUGUGUGGCAAAUCUGUCGAGAGGCAGAACAAGCUGGAGGAAGCUUUGCUGUUUUCAGGCCAGUUCACAGAUGCUUUGCAGGCUCUGAUCGACUGGCUUUAUAAAGUAGAACCGCAGCUGGCAGAAGACCAGCCCGUGCACGGAGAUAUUGACUUGGUGCUGAACCUCAUCGACAGCCACAAGGUAUUUCAGAAGGAGCUGGGGAAGAGGACGGGUUCCGUUCAGGCUCUGAAGCGCUCGGCCCGUGAGCUGAUUGAGAACAGCCAUGAUGACUCAUCGUGGGUGAAAGUUCAGAUGCAGGAGCUGAGCACGCGCUGGGAGACGGUGUGCGCCCUCUCAGUGUCCAAACAGACUCGGCUGGAGCAGGCCCUGUGUCAGGCAGAGGAGUUCCACUCGACUGUCCACAUUCUUCUGGAAUGGCUGGCUGAAGCAGAACAGAGCCUCCGGUUCCAUGGUUCCUUGCCUGAUGAUGAGGAAGCCCUCCGAAGUCUCAUCGAGCAGCACAAAGAAUUCAUGAGGAAGCUGGAGGAGAAGAGAGUGGCUCUGGGCAAAGCCACCAGCAUGGGCGAAGCUAUCUUAGCCAUCUGUCAUCCGGACUCCAUCACCACUGUCAAACACUGGAACACCAUCAUUAAAGCGCGCUUUGAAGAGGUCACAGCAUGGGCACGACAGCAUCAGCAGAGGUUGGCCACUGCUCUCAGUGAGCUUCUGGCCACUCAGGAGCUGCUGGAGAGUCUACUGAGCUGGCUGCAGUGGGCCGAGACCACACUGACGGAGAACGACAAGGAAGUCUUGCCUCAGGAGAUAGAGGAGGUCAAAGCACUCAUCGCGGAGCAUCAGAUCUUCAUGGAGGAGAUGACCAGGAAACAACCGGACGUGGAUAAAGUUACUAAGACUCAUAAGAGGAAAGCCACUGCAGAUCCUCCUGUUCAGUCUCAAAUUCCUGUGCUGGACAAAGGAAGAACUGGCCGGAAAAGAUCCCCGACCCAGUCUGUGUAUCCAACAGCAGCUCAGGCUCAAAUUGAGACCAAGAACCCCCGCGUUAACCUGCUGGUCAGUAAGUGGCAGCAGGUUUGGCUUCUGGCCCUGGACAGGAGAAGAAAACUUAACGACGCUCUGGACCGACUGGAGGAGCUGAAAGAGUUUGCCAACUUUGACUUUGAUGUCUGGAGGAAGCGCUACAUGCGGUGGAUGAACCACAAGAAGUCACGAGUCAUGGACUUCUUCCGACGCAUCGACAAGGACCAGGACGGCAAGGUCACCAGACAGGAGUUUAUUGAAGGCAUUCUUUCUUCAAAGUUCCCCACCAGUCGACUGGAGAUGAGCGCUGUGGCAGACAUUUUUGAUCGUGAUGGCGAUGGCUACAUCGACUACUACGAGUUUGUGGCUGCGCUGCACCCCAACAAAGACGCCUACAAACCGCUCACCGACGCUGACAAGAUUGAAGAUGAGGUGACUCGCCAGGUAGCAAAGUGCAAGUGUCCUAAACGGUUCCAAGUGGAGCAAAUUGGUGCCAACAAAUACCGGUUCUACCUUGGAAAUCAGUUCGGAGACUCCCAGCAGCUCAGGCUGGUGCGGAUCUUGCGCAGUACUGUCAUGGUGCGAGUGGGAGGAGGCUGGAUGGCCCUGGAUGAGUUCUUGGUCAAGAAUGACCCGUGUAGAGUUCAUCACCAUGGGAGUAAAAUGUUGCGCUCGGAAUCAAACUCGUCAAUUACUCAGUCUCCUAUAGGUUGGCAACUCUCACACUUUCUCUCCUUGCUCCAUCCCAGUGCUAAAGGCAGAACCAACGUGGAACUGCGAGAGAAGUUCAUCCUUCCAGAAGGCACCACUCAGGUGAUGGCCAGCUUUCGCUACCGAGGCCGAAGGUCACGGCCUUCGUCGAGGGGUGCCUCACCGAACAGGUCAAACUCCAGCCACAGCUGUCCUGCACAGCCUAACCCAGCGGCUCCUGGUGCAUCCAAGACGCCCCAUUUAACGCGAAAUUAUGAUAAACCCUGGCUGACAAACAGCAAGUCAGCCACUCCUCUAAAGUCUUCUGACUCCUUUGAAAGCCAAGGGUCAUCCAACGAGAGUACACCCAUCCAGGGUAGCAAGCUCCGUCUGCCUGGCUAUUUGUCAGGGAAAGGCUUCCAGUCUGGAGAGGAGGGCACCCUGAUCAAUGCUGCUGUUUUGAAGGCCAAAGGCCAGGCCAUUGGCCCCAGUAAGAAUCCCAGCAGGCCGGGCAGCAAAGCGGGCAGCCGUGGGAGCAGCCGCAGAGGAAGCGACGCCUCAGACUUCGACAUCUCCGACAUCCAGUCUGUCUGCUCAGACAUGUCAGAGACGGUGACAGACUCAGGGAGGCCCACGCCCCGAUCGGCCUCCCGCCAGCGCGGGGGCAAACCUUCCAAAAUCCCCACCCCACAGAGGAGGAGCACGCCCACCAGCAAACUGGCCAAGACCACAAAGAGAUAGUCAGUAGUCUGGCUUCGGUAGCAGACAGGACCAGUGUAGAACCCCAUAGCACUGUGCUGGCACACACUGGACAGAGACUGGACACCCGUAGACACUACAGACUGCAAAACUACCAUUAUUUAAAAACAAAAAAAGAGUGUAGCAAGAUGUAAAUUAUUCUGUGGCAGAACCGUGGAGAAUAAGGAGUGAGUGGAAUGUGAUGGUUUUGUGUAUUUGUCCUGUAUUUUUAUGUUUUUGUGAAUAAUGUCGUGUCAGAUUAUUAUUUUAUUUUAUCGCUGCUACACCCAGAGAGGUUAGCACCAGUGGGAAAGCAAGACUACGUCGUGAAGCAAACUAACAGUUUUCCACAUCGUUUGAGCUGAUAGAGAAGCUGAAUGUACUGUAAUCUCCUCAAGCUGACAUGCUUGUGAGCGAAUUGGUAUGCCACUGUAUUCACGCCAGGGCACCACAACUAUUUAUUCAUCUAUUUAAAGUGCAAUGAUGUGCUGCUGAUAACGCAUUUUAAAGGGCAAUACAAUACCUUCAGUCGUAACCAUAGCAACUGCCCGUCUUAAACACUACAGAGAACCUUGGUCAUGGCCUUCGAACAGUCCGUCAUACCCACCUGCCGCGUUCGCCGACGACUUCACCAACUCCUAGCAUUGUUUGUGUGCCAUUUAACCUUGACAGGAACCUUCCAGGGUUCUUAUUAGUAGAUAUUCAUAAGUGCAUUCAUGUCUGUGUACUGUAUGGUUCUUUCUUUUUUUUUUUUUUUCCUUGUCUGAGUGACAAUGGCUUACUCACAACCUUUUUGUAAUAAAUCUGCUUGCAGAACGCUAUGACGGCAUAUAAAAGCAAA
Messenger RNA from Pygocentrus nattereri (red-bellied piranha), 27580 nucleotides. It is a transcript of the gene dst, whose product is annotated as dystonin. The coding region runs from base 574 to 26742 and encodes 8722 amino acids. Gene Ontology annotation, cellular component: intermediate filament; cytoplasm; focal adhesion. The record is from RefSeq and is a predicted model, not a curated record. The transcript is spliced from 97 exons. NCBI's taxonomy places the organism in Eukaryota, Metazoa, Chordata, Actinopteri, Characiformes, Serrasalmidae. Gene Ontology annotation, biological process: wound healing; hemidesmosome assembly; cytoplasmic microtubule organization. Gene Ontology annotation, molecular function: structural molecule activity; calcium ion binding; microtubule binding.